AUGGAAGAUGAACUUCCAGGGAAAUCGGGUGAUGAUAUAAUAAACUACUAUAAUAUAUUACUUGAAGAUGUGGAAGCCAUAGACUCUGGACGUGUUCCAAUACCUAAUUAUCCAGAACUGCAAAGCAUUUCCAACCAGAAUUCAGAAGCAGAUGUAGAAAGGCAAAGAGGGGCUUCUUGGACAGAAUUGGAACACAGGUCAUUUCUCAGGGGCUUAGAUAAAUAUGGAAGAGGUGACUGGAAAAGUAUAUCUAGGUACUGUGUGAUAACAAGAACACCAAUGCAGGUGGCUAGCCAUUCCCAGAAGUAUUUCAAGCACCUCAAAGCCGUCCCCAAAAAGAAUAGAAGAGCGAGCAUUCUCGAUAUAACUAGUGCAGAUGCUGAAGCCGCAGGAACAUCACAAGCAAUGCCAAGUACUAACAAUGAGAGCAUAUUUCCUCGACAAAGCACCAAUGCUGAGCAGAUCAUAGCAGUUGCUGGAGGAGUGGCUUGA
Capsicum annuum is the source of this 492-nucleotide messenger RNA. RefSeq names its product transcription factor SRM1-like. Gene Ontology annotation, molecular function: DNA binding. The transcript is spliced from 2 exons. The record is from RefSeq and is a predicted model, not a curated record. NCBI's taxonomy places the organism in Eukaryota, Viridiplantae, Streptophyta, Magnoliopsida, Solanales, Solanaceae. The coding region runs from base 1 to 492 and encodes 163 amino acids.